Messenger RNA from Colletotrichum siamense, 1068 nucleotides. RefSeq lists its product as uncharacterized. The transcript is spliced from 2 exons. NCBI's taxonomy places the organism in Eukaryota, Fungi, Ascomycota, Sordariomycetes, Glomerellales, Glomerellaceae. Bases 1 to 1068 code for a protein of 355 amino acids. The record is from RefSeq and is a predicted model, not a curated record.
AUGGCGUUUCCCGACAACAACGGCCCCGAGGGCCAGUCAUCAGCCCAACAAGUUCCCGGCGAAUACAAACCCACCUUGGCCGAUGUGCUGGUGGUCAGAGUCAUGCUGGAGAAGGCCGCAAAGUUUCCGCCCGAGCUCCUUGACCUCAUCUUCGACCAAGCCGAGUACUGGCCGCACUCCGAGGCCUCCAUGGCAUGGCAAGUCAACGUGCCCCGCGGCGGCGCCGGCAUCGUCGGCGGAGACCCCAAUGGCGAGAACAAGCUCCUUCUUAGGUGUCCCCCGAUUGGAUUCACCGACUACCGCAAGGUCGGGGAGGCAUUCAAGACGGCCCCGCUCCCGCCCAAAGAUGUUGACGGCUCGGCCGUGGAAGGGCCCCUGCAGAACUUGACUCUCAUGGAGCCGAAGUCGAGUCCGACACUGCCUACGCGCGAAGCCCCGAGGGAGUACUUCGAGGGGUCCAUGACGCAGCCGCCCGCGCUGACCCACCCGGUUCGAAAGAUUGUGUUCAAGUUGCGGAGCAAGGACCAAGGUUGGGGUGGCAGCCACGAAGAUAAGGGCACGUACAGGGGAUCGUGGACUUGGUUUGAGGCGGGAUUGGAGAAGUUCGACGAGGAGCGCAAGUGCGACGGUUCUUGCAAACGAUCAUCCCCGAGCCCACCCCCCGAACCCGAGGCGUCGGAGAGCAGCAAUACACCUGGUGGUGGAGCUUCGAACUUCUGCACCUGCGGUCUCCAAUCCGUGUAUCCCCCCGUUGUUUCCACUUCUUCAAUGACGGCCUACCACCACCACAUGCACGCCCUGGAUAACCUCAAGAUCCAGGCCAAUAAGACAGCGCAUAGGGAGUUUGUGGACCAUGAGGUGAUCUGGUCAUGGGCGGACGAUAUCCACCCAGAUUCGCCCGAGGGCGACCGUCUGGCGGAAAUGGGUCGCGGAAAGGGUACGGGCACGGGCAACUUCGUCCGCAGCUUGAAGCUGGGCGAUGUUGUUACCGUCUGGGGCAAGGCUCGGUUUGGGGGUUGGCGCAAUAAUGUGGAGAGCGUCAAGGUGGAAAUUUACUGGGCGAUUUGA